This is a messenger RNA of Pisolithus orientalis, 909 nucleotides long. Its product is annotated as Rtf2 RING-finger-domain-containing protein. Gene Ontology annotation, cellular component: nucleus. Gene Ontology annotation, biological process: mitotic DNA replication termination; site-specific DNA replication termination at RTS1 barrier. The coding region runs from base 1 to 909 and encodes 302 amino acids. The transcript is spliced from 4 exons. The record is from RefSeq and is a predicted model, not a curated record. Lineage: Eukaryota; Fungi; Basidiomycota; Agaricomycetes; Boletales; Pisolithaceae.
AUGGGUAAUGAUGGAGGCAGCAUCCCUGACAGGCGCGACCUUGUGAAGAACAAGCCAAAAGCCGAACAAGCCGACAAGGCGAAUCAGGUUCGCGCGCUUUGGUUCUUCUGCGCCCUCUCAAAGCGUGCUCUCCAGGAGCCAGUCGUCUCUUGUGCUCUUGGGAAACUCUAUAACAAAGACGCCCUUAUCGAGUACCUACUGGACAAGUCGGCCUAUGGAGACGGAGAAGAGAUAUGCGGACAUAUCCGCUCGCUAAAGGAUGUGAAAACGUUGAAACUAACUCCGAGAUCUCCUCCACCCUCCCCAGGUUCUGAUGUCGCUAAAUUUGUCUGCCCACUUAAUCUGAAAGAGAUGAAUGGUGCCUACCCUUUUGUAUACAUCCACACCUGUGGGUGCGUGUUCUCCCAAUCCGGUCUUCGGACGGUCAUUGGAUCGACUCCAACUUCGAAAUCUCCAUCGAACGACGAGGGCUCUGGGGUUGGCAAUGAGCAACUCGAUGUCUGUCCACAGUGCGCUACCAAGUUCUCAAGGUCCACAGACGUUAUCACUGUCAAUCCUUCCAAAGAAGAGGAAGAGCGCAUGCAGACCAUGAUGGAUCUCCGGCGUUCUCGGGAACCUGUAAAGCCGAAAUCUAAGAAGCGCAAGGCCAAUGCCGAUGGUGCUGUUGCAGACAAGUCGGCCGUCGCCAAGAAAAAGAAAGAGUCUACGAAUAGUCACUCGCCCUCACCAGCACCUGUCAUCAACCCUGCCGUCGCUGCUGGAUCCAAGGCACUUGCUAGCUCCCUCCUCGCAGAGGAGGCCAAGCGGAAAGCCGGUAUGAGCGAUGCAGUAAAGUCGCUUUAUCGUUCCAAAUUCAAUCAACCCAAGCAGACAUUCACUACGAUGGGCACGUUCACGAGAUACGCAUAA